Molecule: messenger RNA, 3473 nt
Organism: Rhincodon typus (whale shark)
Lineage: Eukaryota; Metazoa; Chordata; Chondrichthyes; Orectolobiformes; Rhincodontidae
Gene: rnf220a
Product: ring finger protein 220a
Exons: 15
Coding region: 1-1785 (594 amino acids)
Biological process (GO): protein ubiquitination
Molecular function (GO): ubiquitin protein ligase activity; metal ion binding
Source: RefSeq, a predicted model, not a curated record
AUGGACUUGCACAGAACAGCUUUCAAGAUGGAGAAUUCUUCAUACCUUCCUAACCCCCUUGCAUCUCCAGCUUUGAUGGUCCUGGCGUCGACUGCAGAGGCCAGUCGAGAUGCCUCCAUCUCCUGUCAGCAGCCUAGACCCUUUGGAGUACCUGUCUCUGUGGACAAAGAUGUCCAUAUUCCCUUUACUAAUGGCUCCUAUACCUUUGCCUCAAUGUACCACCGUCAGGGCGGGGUGCCAGGGGCUUUCCCGAACCGAGACUUUCCCCCUCAACUUUUGCACCUGCAUCAUCAAUUUGCACCUCCAAAUCUGGACUGUACCCCAAUCAGCAUGCUGAACCAUAGUGGUGUUGGGGCAUUUCGACCUUUUGCCUCUGCUGAAGACAGAGACAGUUACCAGUCAGCCUUUACACCUGCCAAAAGACUGAAGAACUGCCAUGAAACCGAAUCCCCUCAUCUGAGGUUUUCGGACUCUGAGGGCAAGGAGUACGAGUUCACAACCCAGCUCCCAUCCAGUUCCCCCAGUUCACUGAAGCUAGAUGACACUGGAAAAAAGGUCUUUGCUGUGUCAGGUCUCAUCUCUGACCGGGAGAACUCGGCAAGCCCUGAAGAAAAUCGAAAUGAGAGAUGUAAGAAGAAAGCGACGCUGUAUGACACUCAAGCCCCAAUUUGCCCCAUCUGUCAGGUGCUGCUCCGCCCAAAUGAACUCCAAGAUCAUAUGGAACAGGAACUGGAAAAGCUCACUCAAAGCACGGUCAGUAAGCAUUCCAUGUUGAAGGACAGCACAAUCCAGGGGACUGUGAAGCCUGUUCUGCUAUCUGCGCCAAUUAAAAGGGAAGGGGAAUCUCCUACAGCAUCGCCUCUCUCUACAGAUGACACUCAUCAUUCAGACAGAUAUCAGACAUUUUUGCGAGUAAGGUCCAACAGGCAAGCAAGGCUGAAUGCACGAAUAGGGAAAAACAAGAGGAAGAAGGCCUCAGAGGAUGGCCAGGUAUGUCCGCUGUGCAAUGAGACGCUCUCUGGAACUGUGGAGGAGAUGAGUAGACAUGUGGAAGCUUGUCUGGACAAGAGAGAUGGCUCUUGCACAAAUGAUGAUGAGUCAGUGGACAUAGAAAAUGAGAGUGGAAGUGUGAACAGAUUUGAAGAGUAUGAAUGGUGUGGGCAGAAGAGGAUACGAGCUACAACCUUAUUGGAAGGUGGCUUUCGAGGAUCUGGCUUUGUCACCUGCAGCAGUAAAGAGAACCAUGACAGUGAUGCAGAUCUUGACGUGGAUGGAGAUGACACCCUGGAAUAUGGGAAACCACAAUACACAGAGGCAGACAUUAUACCUUGCACCGGAGAAGAACCAGGCGAGGCCAAAGAGAGGGAAGCACUCCGGGGUGCUGUGCUAAAUGGUGGAACCCCGAGCAACAGAAUAACACCAGAGUUUUCCAAAUGGGCAAGUGAUGAAAUGCCCUCAACAAGUAAUGGGGAAAGUGGUAAACCAGAGGUACAGACACAGAAGACUUGUAAAAACAGCGAGAUUGAAAAGAUAUCUGAAGAUGCAACAGUAACGACAAUUGAAGCACUGAAAGCCCGUAUCCGUGAAUUGGAACGACAGCUAUCCCGUGGGGAUCGGUAUAAAUGUCUUAUUUGCAUGGACUCCUACUCGAUGCCUCUCACAUCAAUCCAGUGUUGGCAUGUUCAUUGUGAGGAAUGCUGGCUCAGAACACUGGGGGCUAAAAAACUCUGUCCACAGUGCAACACCAUCACAUCCCCUGGAGAUCUCAGACGUGUUUAUUUGUGAAGGAGUGGGAUAUAGAAAGAAAAGGCCGUGGUGAUCCUGAGGCCAAGUUAAUUACAAUGCCUCACAACAGAAAGAGGACCAUAAACAAUUGUGGGGUGGCACCAAAAAAUGUACAAAUAUUCCAUUUUUGAUUUUCUCUUAAGUGUGUGGAAGGAGAGAAGCAGCCCAUCCAAGAGGAGAACUUGAUAAUGCUGUUUGUUGUGUUAAUAAUAAAGGAACCCCUAUCCCCCAUCCGAGUUUUAUCAGAUGAUUGACGCCCAGAACACAUAUACACACACCUCCAUAAACCUGUUGACUGGAGCUGCGUUUACCAGAAGACAUUCUGGGCUGUGCAUUGUGAAUGGACCUGUACUGUGUUCUAUUGUGGUGUUAUAGUGACAAAAAAAAGAUGAAGCACAUGUAAUAUAAAUUAUGUAUGUUUACACCAUUGAUUGUGUAUAAAUGGAAUAGACUUAUGAACAGUGCAUACUAAUAAGUCCUUAAUCAUUUUGAGAGAAAGAAGUAAGAUGCAUUAAGUCUGCAGUAUUUUUUACCCAGGCUACCUAAGAUUUAAAUGUUUUGGGCAGUUGGUUAAAAAAUAAUCUGGUUUAAUGAAUAAUUUGUGAUGUAUAUUUCUCAUUCAGAUAAAAGGGACAGCUUUUACAGUAAUGGCUGUAAUAAUGCCCAUAACUUAAGUACUAAAGGAUGUAGACAAGUUGGCUUGUCUUAGUUGUAACAAAUGGGCUACUUGUACUAGAAGCCUGACCCAUUUAAAAUAUCAGGCUGCGCAGCACCAGACCCCUGAGGGAGAAUCAGGUUGACCCCUAUAUAGAAACUAUGGCCCAAUCCCUAAGUGAAGCUGCGUUAGUUCUUGUGGACCAGCGUUGUGCUGUGUGUCUCGGUUGUACCAGAAUAUGUAACCAGUUAUAAUGUUUGUUAUUCAUGUGAAAAGUCCUGGAAUAUACUGAAGAACUUGAAAGUAGAUUUUUGAACAGAAUGCAGAUAUUCUGUGAUUAACAGUUGCCUAUAACAAUGGCAGCCCUGCCCUCUAUCAAAAAUAAUAACUUAAUUGGCUUCAUCUCCUGUUCCUGAAAAUCUUUUGAAUGUUGCCAGUUGUUAUAGUUUGUAUAGCCCAUCAUUAUAAGUCUCACAAUUUUAGUGUUGUCUUGUUAUUAAGGUAGUUGGACCUUGGUUCCUGGUUCUCUUUCAUAUUACAUUUAUGCUACAUUCUGGGACAGUCACUGAAAUGUGCAACUCGCUAUAGCGUGUAAAAUGCUUGGCUCCCAAGAAACGGAUUAUGAAGGGAGUAGAAAAAUUAAAAUUUGACUAUGUUCUUUACAAAACAUGUUGGCCAUGACACAGGCACAGGCCUUAAAAGAAAUAAGAAUGAUAUGAAUUUACUGUAGUAAUUGACCAUUGAUGUAAAAAGAAUCUCUUGGCCAAAGCAGGCUACAUGGUGACCUUUAACAUAACCCUUUUGAUGUUGGUUGGACAUAGUUGCAAUUCCUCACACUUUUAUUUCCUUUUUUUUUCCCCACUCUUUAAUAGCCAGUUGCUGUUUUGAUGUUUCCAAUCAUCUCUUGAGCACUGUAUUUUUAAAAACAAAUGUUGCCACAGUUCAUGUAAUAUGGCUUUAAUGGACAAAGCUUGAAAUAUCCAUUAACACACUGGCAUUUGCUAAUAAAAGUUCAAAGUCCUUCCAGAAUAAA